CGUGUGUGGGGGAGCAGAAAGCGGCAGAGAGAGAGAGUCCCUCGGCCGCGGCGAGAGAGGACGUGGAAUAUUAUGGGAUAUCUGACGUUUAGGAACAUCCGAGGAAGAGGAUAAGGGGGGAGAUCAUCAGGAGCUCCGGUGGCAGCUAUGGAUUCCUUCCUCCCAGAGAAUCAAUACAGAGUUUCCAGAGCCAUUUACUCUAAUACCACAUUUGAGGACGACCAUGAAAGACAGACCCGCGAGGAAAAGACUGUCAUGGAAAGGCUCAAGCACAAGUGUGGGAGCUGUUCAGGUAGGCAGACCCUCGAGAUGCUGAACGGAGUCUUUCCUGUGAUUGAUUGGCUCUCCAGAUACCCAGUCAGAGAAUGGCUUCCUAGUGACGUCAUCUCCGGCAUCAGCACUGGUCUGGUUUGCAGUUUACAAGGUAUGGCCUAUGCUCUGUUGGUGUCAGUGGCUCCAAUCUAUGGACUCUACUCAGCUUUCUUCCCCAUCCUCACUUACUUCCUCCUGGGUACCUCUCGACACAUUUCUGUGGGCCCGUUCCCUGUCACCUGUCAGAUGGUGGGCUCUGUGGUGUUAACCCUCGUCCCCGAGAACCACUUCCUGCCUGCUGUGAACAAAACCAUGGAUGUAAACGGAACAGCCGCCGGUGGGCUAAAGGUAGAUACGGUGGCCAUGGAGACUCAGAGAAUCAUGGUAGCCUCCACCAUGACCGUACUGGCUGGGAUUUUUCAGGUGCUGAUGGGAUUGCUCCAUGUCGGCUUCCUGGUGCGUUACCUGUCAGACCCAUUGGUAGGAGGCUUCACCACAGCGGCUGCCUUCCAUGUCCUUGUCUCCCAGCUGAAAAUUGUGCUGUCGGUCCCCACCAGUAAUCACAACGGGCUGUUCUCUGUCUUUUAUACGCUGAUCGAUGUUUUCACCAACAUCAGACAAACCAACAUGGCCGACCUGGUGGCCGGCGUAGUCACAGUUGUCAUUGUGAUGGUCGUCAAGGAGAUCAACACUAAAUUCCAGCACAGGAUUCCGGUGCCCAUCCCCAUCGAAGUCAUUGUGACGGUGGCUGCGGUGGGGAUUUCAUACGCCAUGGAUCUGGAGUCUUGCUACGGCGCCAGCAUUGUCCGCACCAUCCCCAGGGGGUUUGUUGCCCCUCGUCCUCCGAACACGUCGCUGUGGUUUGACAUUCUGAGCUCCAGUUUCUCCACCGCGGUGGUGGGCUACGCUGUGGCCAUCUCCGUGGCCAAGGUCUACGCUGCUAAACACGACUACAUCAUCAAUGGCAAUCAGGAGCUGAUAGCGUUUGGCUUCAGUAACGUCUUCUGUGGCUGCUUCUCCAGUUUCAUGGCCAGCACUGCUCUGUCGCGCACGGCUGUACAGGAGAGCACGGGAGGCAAGAGUCAGGUGGCUGGUGUCGUCUCUGCCCUGAUGGUGAUGAUUGUGAUCCUGGCUCUGGGAAACCUCUUAGAGCCUCUACAGAAGUCGGUGCUGGCGGCCAUUGUCAUCGCUAACCUGAAAGGAAUGUUCCUGCAGGUGGCACAGGUGCCACAACUCUGGACACACAACAGAGCCGACUGUUUUAUCUGGCUGGCGACAUGCCUGGCGUCAGUGGUGCUGGGCUUGGACAUCGGGCUGUUGGCUGGCCUGGUGUUUGAGAUGGGAACCGUGGUGGUCAGGACUCAGUUUCCUACGUGCUCCACGCUCGGCAAUGUCCCUGGCACCAACAUUUACAGAAACCUGAAAGACUACAGACAUAUUUCUGAAAUUCCAGGGGUUAAGAUUUUCAAGUGCAAUUCUCCCAUCUACUUCGCCAACACUGACUACUUCAAAGAGCAGCUGACGGCCGCGGUGGGGUUUGAUGCUGUCAAAGUGUUUAAAAAGAGAUGCAAAGCUCUGAAGAAGAUCUACAAGCUCAUUAAAAAACGCCAGCUGAAGGUGACGGAGACGGGAGCAGUCAUCUCUGAGGUGGAUCUGGGCAUGGAGAACAAAGCAUUUGAAAAGGAGCGGGACUUGGGACAGUCUGGAUAUGGGGAUUGGGCCUCACCAGAGGUGGCAGUGCAUGUGGAUUGGGCCUCGGAGCUGCCGGUCAAGGUCACGGUGCCAAAGGUCCACAUCCAAAGCCUCGUUCUGGACUUCUCAGCUGUUUCCUUCCUGGACGUGGUGGCGGUGAAAUGUCUAAGACUGAUCAUCAAAGAAUUCUUGCGCAUCGGAGUCAACGUUUACAUUGCAAGCUGUGAUGAUGAAAUCGUGCUGAAAAUGGAGGCCUUGGCCUUCUUUGACGAGACCGUGACGCGAGACAUCCUCUUUGUCUCCGUCCAUGAUGCCAUCCUCUUCAUCAACCUCGAGACGGCCAAAGUGAACACGGGAGGCGCCUCGGUGGAAAGGCUUUCUGUGCUGCCGGACAGUAAGGAGACACCGCCUUUUGUGGAGGAAGAGGACCUGAUUGAAACAUAUGAUAACCAGCAAGGGGCAAUCCACGGACUUUCCAACUGACGAAGGAAAACUGAGAUGGCGCCAAAGGUGCCGGUAUCUGCGCAUGUGUCCCGACAGAGAUCUUCCUCGAAGUGUUUGGAAAGCGGCUCCCAACAGCUGCCUUUAGGAGUGACAGCGAACACUGAGAUUGUACAGAUGUCAUUUAUUCAUUUUUGACAUUUUCACCCUUCUUACAGAAUAAUUCAUACACCCUUCUGCCAUGCAGAAGUGGGACUCUUUUUUUUUUCUCUUUUGUUUUACUCAGCGAGAAAAAGAUGACAGCAUUACACGCUCCUCUUCUUUUUUCUUUUGUUGUUGGAGUUUUCCUCCUUUUCCUCCCCAAUUGUAUCUGUCCAAUUACCCCACAAUCCCCUGUCCCGGUCACUGCUCCGCCCCCUCUGCCGAUCCGGGGAGGGCUGCAGACGACCACAUGCCUCCUCUGAUAUGUACAUGUGGAGUCGCCAGCCACUUCUUUUCACCUGACAGUGAGGAGUUUCACCAGGGGGACAUAGCGCGUAGGAGGAUCACACUGUUCCCCCCAGUUCCCCCUCCACCCCGAAUAGGCGCUAUGACCGACCAGAGGAGGCGCUAGUGCAGCGACCAGGACACAUACCAGGACCAGGACACAUCCGGCUUCCCACCCGCAGACACGGCCAAUUGUGUCCGUAGGGACGCCCAACCAAGCCGGAGCUAACACGGGGAUUCGAACUGACGAUCCCUGUGUUGGUAAGCAACAGAAUAGACCGCUCUGCCACCCGGACGCCCUACACGCUCCUCUUCUAUAAUUCUUCCAAUAUGGCUGAAUCCAGCGUUACCACCAGGCCCGUCUCAUGACUGCAAGUGAAGUUAAAGAUGGCAGACUGCCCCCCCUGCUGUACAGUCCAGGGGGCCACGAAGAGACUUGGUGCUUGAGAACAUGACAAUCAAUGGUGUGUUUGACCAAAAUCUUGUUCACAAACAGAAAGAGAAGACACCUAAAUCAUUCCACCGGCUUCUACUUCAAGGAUCUAGCAUUCAAAGUAUAUUUGAAUACAAACCUCCAUAUUUUCUGUUAGUCUGCGAUGGUGACACUUCCAAACGGACAAUAUCCAGAAGCAGAGAUCUUCAUAUUUGACCAAGACGGGGGGGAAAAAAACUGAGUCAUCACUUACUUGCAAAGGAAAAAUGCUGCAUACACAAUCACUCGUGAAUGCUCAUUUUUGGUUUGAACAUAUUUCCAUUUCACUUGAUGUCAGACUUCCCAUUUGUUAAACUCCAGUGGGACUCAGCAACUCUGAUUUCCCCCAAAAGAUGGUUACAUGACGCCAUGCAGAAAUGGCGGCACGCAAGGUCAAGUAAAGCAUGUACAAUAAACAAACCAUCCUAAGGAAAUUGUAAGCUAUUAAAAUGUAUUGUCGAGUCGAAUUUUCUACAUGGCAUGAAAAUAAAACCUGUUUUGUU
Molecule: messenger RNA, 3906 nt
Organism: Lampris incognitus (smalleye Pacific opah)
Lineage: Eukaryota; Metazoa; Chordata; Actinopteri; Lampriformes; Lampridae
Gene: slc26a4
Product: solute carrier family 26 member 4
Exons: 21
Coding region: 148-2487 (779 amino acids)
Biological process (GO): transmembrane transport
Cellular component (GO): membrane
Molecular function (GO): bicarbonate transmembrane transporter activity; chloride transmembrane transporter activity; oxalate transmembrane transporter activity
Source: RefSeq, a predicted model, not a curated record